AUGAAGUUAAAUACGUUAUUAAAAGUUCUAAUACUAUUUUUUGCUAUUGUCAAUGGAAAUAAUGGUGAUUUUAAUGAUGCAAAUCAACAAGAAACAGAAAAUCGAGGAGAAAUUAUUGUAAAUCAUAGAAAUCAUAGAAAUUUUAAAAGAGAAGCUGACCAUUUAAAAUGGGAACGUAAAAGGAAUUUUGACGUAUCUGACAAUAAAUUUGUGAUAAGAAGAAAACUAAAUUCAAAGCUUAAAAUUCGUGGACAAAUUGAAACUGGAAGAGCUGUGAAAAAAAAUGACGAAAAGAUUCAAGGCAGACAAACACCACCGCCUCCUCCGCCGCCGCCACCACCACCUCCACCACCACCUCCCCCACCACCACCACCACCUCCACCGCCACCUCCUCCACCGCCUCCUCCUGGUGGAACAACUCCGAUCGAACCGCCACCACCACCACCACCGCCGCCUCCACCACCACCACCCCCACCUCCACCAACUGUACCAGCACCACCAACAGGCACAACACCAACAGGAACUACUCCCACUGUAUCACCGCCGACGGGUGCUACCACAACCGCUUCACCCACACCACCGCCACCGCCACCCCCACCUGUAACUACAUCUCCCCCAUCACCGCCCGGAGGUUUGGAACAUGAAAGAAAUUUGAAUGCAUCUAAGAAUGAAUUAUUGAUAAGAAAAAAACUAAAUUCAAAGUUUAAAAUUCGUGGGAAUAUUGAAAUCGGACCAGCUGUAAAACAAAAUAACGAAAAGAUUCAAGGCAGACAAACACCACCGCCUCCACCGCCACCACCACCACCUCCGCCACCACCACCACCACCACCACCUCCGCCACCACCACCACCGCCACCUCCACCUCCACCUAUUACAUCGCCUCCCACAUAUCAAAUAGAACCACCACCACCACCGCCUCCACCGCCUCCACCACCUCCACCACCUCCUCCGCCACCGGUACCAGCACCACCAACAGGCACAACACCAACGGGAACUACUCCUACUGCUACACAGACGCCUACCCCAACCGGUUCACCAACAUUACCUCCACCCCAGCCUGUAACUACAUCACCCCCGCCACCGCCCGAUAUUCAAAUUAUUAUUCCAGGAGCAUCUCCACCAUCCAAAUUUAACAAGGGCUGA
Condylostylus longicornis is the source of this 1143-nucleotide messenger RNA. RefSeq lists its product as uncharacterized. Bases 1 to 1143 code for a protein of 380 amino acids. The record is from RefSeq and is a predicted model, not a curated record. NCBI's taxonomy places the organism in Eukaryota, Metazoa, Arthropoda, Insecta, Diptera, Dolichopodidae. The transcript is spliced from 7 exons.